Molecule: messenger RNA, 1028 nt
Organism: Aspergillus alliaceus
Lineage: Eukaryota; Fungi; Ascomycota; Eurotiomycetes; Eurotiales; Aspergillaceae
Exons: 1
Coding region: 414-938 (174 amino acids)
Source: RefSeq, a predicted model, not a curated record
CUCACAGGCUUAUUUGCGUAUCCACCGUUCAGAAUUCUUUGCCAUGAGGGAUGCUCUUGGUUCUCACCUCGAAUAGCAUCGAGCAACUUAAUAUGCCAAGGCUGCAAAGAUGGAAUCCGCUGUUCCAGACCCGAAAACGAAGCCUGCGAUGUUGACAAAGUCACACGCGCAUCUUUCCACGUCUCUGAGCUGGAAUUCCGGAACUCAGCCCGAUAUGCCAUCCGCGCCGACGACGACGGCGUAUUGAUCCUCAGUUCAUAGCGAGGGCUCCACCUCACACCGGGCACAACGUAGCUCAGACGCAGCGUGACAUCGAUCGGCCCACGAGCCGUGUCCGAAGCGUCACCAUACGACCGUUCGAAAAUCGAACUGCGCCGACUAGACCCCGGCGUAACCACCGACUGACUAUCAAGAUGCACCACAACCUGCCCAACCUGAGCCGUCCAAAACACCCGUCGUUCAUUCCUCUUCCUCUCUCGCUGUUCCUUUCUCCUCUUCCUCUCCCUUUCCCGCUUUUCCCUCUCCCGCCGCGCCUCUUUCAAUACCCCCUCCCUCACCCUCCGAUGCUUCGCCUCAAUUCGAUCCCGCCUCCUUGCAAGCCGAUCCAAUUCCCUCUCCCCCUCCGCAACAGCCACCCCAGCCCAAUGAUACCGCGCUCAAGCCCGGCAGCCCGCUGCCGCGCAUACAUCUGGAGAAACCCAUCCAGUUUCUCCGCGUCCACCGGAUCUAUCUUCUUCGCAUACUCAUCCAAAAUCCCCUGCAUCGAAACCGCCAUCGCCUGCUCAUUCCACGCACGCGCGAGCCGCACCUCCACCUCUGCGAUCUCCGCCCUUACAGCCCGUAGUUCCGGAUCGUCGCCCCCAAGCUCUUCACCCUCCGACUCCACACCCACAGCCAAAUCCUCACUCCCCUCCCCUUCAUCAGAGACUACAGGAUAAACAUCCUCAAACAUCUCCCGCCGCGGCACAAUCUCCGUCUGAAUGUCGGUGAUAGUCGCCGCCCCCGUGCCCUCGAUCCGGAUCGAAUCU